GUCCGCGCCUCAAGCGAGCGAACGAGCGGCGGCAAACAACAUCGGCGUCGUUACUUAAUGGCUCGUCGCCGUUUCCCGUGCCCGCACGCGAGACCGAGACCUAACCUCCUCCACCUUCGCGCGAAUGCGAACGCGAGCGCGAGAGAAUCGAUCGACCUGGUGCUGCCGGCCAUCCCGGGACGACCGGCACGUAACUCGUCGGCGGGACUCGCGUAAGACCGGGUUGCGCGGGCCUGACCGCCCUCCCCCUUCCCCUCCUCCUCCUCCUCCUCCUCCUCCUCUCUCCUCUUCCUCUUUCUCCUCUCCCCCUCCGUUCCCGCGGUGCGUCGAGCCGACGACCGAGGGCGAGGACGACGUCGCGGAGGAUCGUUUAUGAAUUGACGACGACGACGGGGGAUCCGUCGAUCGCGCUCUCAACCUAAGCUUCCUCGAUGGAGGGCACCGGCGGCAACGACAAGCAGAACGAGUCGGACGAGUGCGACGUGAACGGGGACAAUAAGAAGCGGGACGACGGAGACGACUCGACCGGGCAGGAGGACGUCGACCGGAAGAUGAAGGCGGAGGACAAGCGCGAAUCCCUGGAGAACAUGAAUCUGAAGAACGAGAUGAAAACGCUGAAGAAGUCGCUGUCGGGCGACGACGAGGAGGCCGACGAGGAGGACGAGGGCAGCAACAAGGAGUCCGCCGACGAGGAGGAGCGCAAGGAAGAAGCGCGGACCGAAGGCGGCGAGAAGAAGGAGCAGCAGGAGUCGUCUAGCGACAGCACGUCCACCAGCAGCACCGACGACGAGUCUGAGACCAGUUCGGAGGACAAGACGGAGCCGUCCAAGCCGGAAACGGUCCAGACGACGCAAACGGAAGCGACCUCGAGGGAGGAGUCCAAGGAUAAUAGCACGUCCAAGAACGAGGACACCACGGACGACAGCGACAUCGAGGAUGAUCUGGUCUCGGCGAUCAACUACAACACCAUUACCUCCCUGGCCGCGCUCAAGGAUAUGUUACAGUCCUCCGGGGAGGACUCCGACGGCGUGGACAGUUUCUUCCACCAUUAUUUUCUGUCGCACGUAAACAGGCUACCGUCGAGGAACCAGACGCACAGCCCAUAUCCCUGGGGCAGGAGAUUGUCGGAGUGCCGGGAGGAGGACGAGUACGAGACUGAGGAAGGGAAGAACGCCGAUAGCCCGAUCGUCGUCGAUAGCAAAAAGGAAGCGCCAAAGGCGCAGAUGGAGAGGACCGACAGCAUCUCCUCCAAGACGUCGAAGGCGUCGAGCCCGUCGUCCUCGGAGAAUUCCAGUUCGGAGAAGAUCGACGAGAAGUCUCUAGCGACGUCCAGCGUGUCGGACGCGAAACCACCGUCGCCGUCGUUAACGGCGAUAACGACGGCGACGGCGAUGACAACGACGACUACGACGACGGCGACGACAACGACAACGACAACGACGAUGACGAUGACGACGACGACGACGACGACGCCAACAACGAUGGGCGCGACCACGGUAGUGACGACGACGACGACGGCGACGACGACGACGGUCGCGAUGGUUUCCGGUAGAUUCACAACGUCCACCGUGACGUCGCCGACGUCGACGACGAAGCCUCCGUUACGAAGGAGGCACACUACCGGCCCGGGUAUGACCUUCCCAGCUACGGAUCCCCCUUCGUAUUCCUCGAGCAUGACCUUCUCGAGGACCAGCCCGUUGCCCAGCCCGCACUUCGACAAGCGGUUCUUCGACAGCAGCUUGAUCGAGAUGAAGAGCCAAGCGAGCAGCACCAGCACCCUCGACUAUGACUCCAUGGAGGAGGUGUGGGUGCGCAGAUUGGACUUCGUACAGGAGAGGAAACGACGGGAGCUCGGUUCGCAACCACUACCUACGAUCGUGACUGAGGACACAGAUAAUUCCGGACAUGUUUCCCAAGGUCACAGGCCACGAGCAGAUACGUGGGGGUCGCACUCGAAGACGAUCAAAAAGUCGUCCUAUGGGAGCGCACCUAGCUCUGGAAAAUCGACGCCCCUUCCGCAGCCGGCCGAGCCGUCGAGUUCAUCGAGUUCCGGCAAGGGCGGCCGAAAGGCUUCCGGCACCCGGUCCGGUUCCACCAGUCGUAGUAACAGCCGCAGCAACAGCGCGGAACGUCGAAGAAGCGGCGGCGGCGCGGAUGACACUGCGAGCCCUACGAGAAAGCCGGCGCUCUUCGAUGCUUUCAGACCGAGGAGCAAGUCGGACGCCAGCAAGAGGAAGCCCAGUAUUAUAGCUAAUAUGAAAAGUGCCGUUCAGCAUUCCUUGCAUAGAGGAUCGCACGGAAGCUCGUCGGUGGAUGUACAUACGGAGAAGGACCAUCACAGAGAGAGCCAGAAGGAACAAAAGGAGAACAAGGAGCAGGGUAGCGGACGGCCUAGAGCUGGAUCCGAGAGCAGCAGGAAUCCUGUAAGCAAAGUCAUGGAUCUCAUUAGGCACAGGAGCCACAGUGCCUUGAGCGCGGACGACAAGCGAAAAGCGAGAGCGGCGGUGCAGCACCAGGCACAAGUAGCAUCGCAGAGCGCACACAGAAGAAGUUCAUUGGAUCCUACGGCGCGGAGAUUAUCCCUCGGGGCACCCGCAAUACCUCACAGAGCAUCCGAUGCUUGCUUGGAUCCAAUUCACGCUGCCAUACUCUUCAGGGACGCGCGGGGGCUGCCGGUGGUGGAUCCCUUCCUGGAGAAAGUCUCACUGUCCGAUCUUGAGGAGGACGAGUCGCAGAUCUUCGUCAAAUUCUUCAAGUUUCACAAAUGCUACGACCUAAUACCGACCAGCGCCAAGCUAGUCGUCUUCGACACUCAUCUACUCGUUAAAAAGGCCUUCUUCGCUCUCGUCUAUAAUGGGGUGAGGGCCGCACCGUUGUGGGACAGUUCCCGGCAACAGUUUGUCGGCAUGCUGACAAUAACGGAUUUCAUAAAGAUACUUCAGAUGUAUUACACCAGUCCGUCGGUGACAAUGGACGAGUUAGAAGAGCACGAGCUAGACACGUGGAGAAAAGUCCUGAAGGAUCAAGUCCACCCUCUUGUAAGCAUCGGGCCGGACGCGUCGUUGUACGAGGCUAUCAGAACCUUAAUACAAAACAGAAUCCACCGAUUGCCUGUGAUAGAUCCCGAUACCGGAAACGUCCUUUAUAUCUUGACGCAUAAGCGGAUACUUAGGUUUCUUUUCUUAUAUAUCCACGAGUUACCGAAACCAUCUUUUACCAACAAAACAUUGAGAGAAUUGAGGAUAGGCACCUUCGAGAAUAUAGAAACGGCUACGGAGGAAACUAGCAUAAUUUUAGCUCUGAAAAAAUUCGUCGAAAGGAGAGUUUCCGCAUUGCCAAUUGUCGACACCGAGGGAAAAUUGGUGAACAUCUAUUCAAAGUUUGAUGUCAUUAACCUAGCGGCAGAAAAGACGUACAAUAAUCUAGAUGUUUCGCUACGUGAAGCGAACGAGCAUCGCAAUGAAUGGUUCGAAGGCGUUCAGAGUUGCAAAUUAGAUGAGACAUUGUUCACUGUAAUGGAAAGGAUUGUUAGAGCUGAGGUUCAUAGGCUAGUGGUGAUCGACGAUGAUGAUAAGGUGAUCGGUAUAAUAUCCCUUUCCGACCUGCUCUUCUACCUCGUUCUUAGGCCUUGUGGUGAGGAUGGCAGUAGCAAUAAAGGUAGUUCUAUAUCGUUGCGAGCACAAGAUUCUCUGCUAUCGAAGGCUCCCAGCUCCGCGCAGUCGGAAGCGUCGCUCGCCGACGGCGAAGCUGAGCAGCAAGAUGGUGCAGAGGCGACGGAUCAUAAUCAGUCCGAGGAGGCGCCGGCGACACCUAGUCCACCGCUGAGUCCAGCCACGUCGGAAAUCUCGGAACCUCAGUCGACACUAGUGAAUCAAACGCAAGAGGCGACGUGGCGGGACGUAAUAAACAUUUGUGUCUCGGGCGUCUCGGGCGGGGAAUGAAACGUCGCUGUUUUCAUGUGCCGCUACGCACGGAUUAGACUCCGAACUGACUUUGAUGCCGUUCUUAACCGCAGCGGCAGACGAAUCACAUAACGACUGCAUAUUUGUACAUCCUUUGUUGUUAUCGCUCGCGGCUUGUCGCGAGCGCCCAAGUUGAUCGGUGAUACGCGCCACGGAAUAGGGAAGUAGGGCGGUGCGAGAAUGCUCCCGCGCGUUUGAGAAAAAUUGGACGUGGCGCGAUAGUGUAACAGAGGAAUUCGCUGAACGCGACGUUACGAUAUAACAAACACGAUGCUCUGUAUAGUGUAUAAAAUCACUUAAGCUUAAUUUUUUAUGGUACAAAUGCUACACAGACAUGCUACGUAUUAGACGUUUUCGCCAAGGAUAGUAGGUAGCUGCGCCAUUAUUUGCUCAGAAUGCGAUUCUCCGCGCCCUUCUACAAUCGAGCACCGGGAAAAGAAAUGACGUAUUUCGAGAGAAGUGCUUUGGAGACACGACAAAACCUUGGGGUAAAGUCGCAAUUUAAUAUCAUGAUUAUAUAUUCUUUAUAUGAAAAUUGUAUUAUUCACCCUUUGUGGAGAACAUAGAUAUUCGUUUUAAUCUUGUGUAUAAUUAGAAUAUGUAAAGAUUUUAAAAAAAUAUAUAUAGCUAUCGGAGUAUUUCGCGAUCGACAAAAAACGAAUGCCUAUCCUCGUUAUAAGCGCGAGGCCUUCCACAAUUUUUUCUGAAUAUAUUGUAUGUCACCGAUCUUAUUAAAUAUCUUUGACAUCUUACGUACUCUUUUGUAAAAAAAAUCUACUUUUUUUUUCUUUUAUUAAUUUUUAUCGGAAACAUGCUUUAGAGAUACCUGUAAUCUUUAUUACUGAUCAUGCAUAAUAAGUAGAUUCAUUUUAACACCAUUCUACACGCGAGUAGACACGCGGUGCUUUUAAGUUUUCAGACACAAUUUCCAUUGAUUAUGUAGAAGGGACAUUGAGUAUAUCAAGGUAUACUGUUAACGAGUAUUGUUAAAGCACAGAUACAAAUUAUUUCGGAUUAUAUCUAUGACACGUGAAA
This is a messenger RNA of Solenopsis invicta (red fire ant), 4997 nucleotides long. RefSeq names its product dentin sialophosphoprotein (gene SNF4Agamma). The record is from RefSeq and is a predicted model, not a curated record. Lineage: Eukaryota; Metazoa; Arthropoda; Insecta; Hymenoptera; Formicidae. The transcript has 16 exons. The coding region runs from base 432 to 3941 and encodes 1169 amino acids.